This is a messenger RNA of Asterias rubens (European starfish), 3265 nucleotides long. Its product is annotated as chloride channel protein 2-like. The transcript is spliced from 24 exons. Gene Ontology annotation, molecular function: voltage-gated chloride channel activity. Gene Ontology annotation, cellular component: membrane. NCBI's taxonomy places the organism in Eukaryota, Metazoa, Echinodermata, Asteroidea, Forcipulatida, Asteriidae. The coding region runs from base 1 to 2592 and encodes 863 amino acids. Gene Ontology annotation, biological process: chloride transport; transmembrane transport. The record is from RefSeq and is a predicted model, not a curated record.
AUGGCGCUCCAACCCGACAGGCGAGAGCUUGGAUAUGAACAGACCUUGAUGUAUGGCAGAUACCGACAGGAGUUGAGUCAAUUUGCUAAGAACGAAGCGGUAAGACAGAAAGAGGAACAGAAACGACAAAGACAGCUUGAUGAUGAGUUUAGACACUAUAAAGGGACAUGUUGCUACACUUUUAAAUCUAACUUAAUCUGGUUCCGUGACUUUGUCUUCAGCAAGAUCGGAGAAGAUUGGAUUUUUCUUGCUCUUCUGGGUAUAAUCAUGGCCCUAUUAUCUUUUGCCAUGGACUACGCUAUUGCUAAAUUCCAAACAGCUCAAGUACAACUCUACUUAGUCAUGAAGGGGCAGCCAGUUUUACAGUACUUAGCUUGGACCGGAUUCCCAGUAGCUUUCAUCAUAUUCUCAACGGGAUUUGUCCACUUAGUGUCGCCAAAUGCCAUCGGCUCUGGGAUCCCUGAGAUGAAAACUAUUCUAAGAGGAGUCGUCCUUAAGGAGUAUCUGUCAUUUCGGACACUCGUCUCCAAGGUGGUUGGCGUGGCAACAUCACUUGGGAGUGGACUUCCCAUUGGGAAAGAGGGUCCAUUUGUGCAUAUUGCCAGUAUUGUAUCAACCAUCCUCAGCAAGCUUAUUGUUACAUUCAAAGGGAUAUUUGAGAAUGAAUCCAGAAACAGUGAGAUGUUAGCAGCAGCUUGCGCUGUGGGUGUCUCCUGUAACUUUGCUGCUCCUAUCGGUGGGGUUCUCUUCAGUAUUGAGGUCACCUCAACGUACUUUGCUGUAAGGAAUUACUGGAGGGGAUUCUUUGGAGCGGUGUGUGGGGCGUUCGUUUUUAGAUUGCUGGCCGUCUGGAAUAAGGAAGAAGAAACGAUUACAGCGUUGUUCAAGACCACAUUCAGAGUGGAUUUUCCUUUUGAUCCCCAGGAGUUGAUUGCUUUUGCAUUUAUCGGUAUUGCGUGUGGUUUCGGUGGAGCUCUGUUCGUAUUUCUGCAUCGACGGAUUGUGGAUUUUAACAGAACCCAUAAGAGAAUCAGCACUUUCUUGGUCAAGAAUCGUUUCUUGUAUCCUCUGCUGGUGGCUUUUGUCAUCUCUUCCAUCACAUUCCCUCUCGGGCUUGGUCAAUUCAUGGCUGGAGAGCUAACACAGAAGCAGCAGAUUGAUGAGCUGUUUAGUAACACAACCCUUGGUACAGAUCCAGCCAAUGUGAAUGAAGAAAAUAAAUACAAACCUUGGCAUCGUCCUAACGUCUUCGUUACCUUAGGGGUCUUUAUCGUCAUGCAGUUCUGGAUGACAGCUCUAGCUGUGACUCUACCAGUUCCUGCCGGUGUCUUCAUUCCAGUCUUCACACUAGGAGCAGCAUUUGGAAGACUGGUAGGAGAAUGUAUGGCUGCCUGGUUCCCACAAGGCAUUCAUACUUCAGAAGGAAUUAUCAAUAAGGUCAUACCAGGUGGAUACGCUGUCGUUGGAGCGGCAGCCUUAUCAGGAAGUGUAACUCACACCAUAUCAACUUCCGUCAUAGUCUUUGAGCUUACUGGACAAAUAACACACAUCUUACCUGUCAUGAUGGCGGUAUUGAUUGCCAACGCUAUUGCUCAGUUAUUACAACCAUCUUUCUAUGAUAGUAUCAUCCAGAUUAAGAAGCUACCAUACUUACCUGAUAUCAGCCACGCUGGAGCCAAGACUUAUGAGAUUUUUGUUGAAGACAUCAUGGUACGAUACGUGAAGUUUAUCUCUUGGCUGUCGACCUACGGUGACUUGAAGGAACUCUUGGAUACCUCUCCAAGACUUCAAUCCUUCCCCUUGGUAGACGCUCCAGAGUCAAUGAUACUACUGGGAUCAGUACAGCGUAGUGAGUUAGAGUACAUGUUAGAGAAGAAGAUUGGUCUUGCAAGACGUCUUGUUGUAGUCCAAGAAAGGAAGAGAGCUCAAGGAGCUGCUGAGGUCCAACCAGGACCAUCGGAUCGAUUCUCAGUCGUGUCAUUCAAUGCUAAGUCCGAUGAUACCAACUCACAGGCAAUCUCAAUCAGAAACAGUGCUGAUAAUCCUUCUUCAGUCAGUCAGAGUAACUUAGAGCUUUCCCUCCAAGUCCUGCUUAGGAAUUCCCCCCGCUCUACUCCUCGUUCUUCCCCAAGGAGUUCCUUCUCUGUGACUGGCAAGGGAAUGUUAAAAGCAUUUGGAUCCAGAGACAGCGUUCUGAGCUCAAGUAACGACUCAUUGGAUGGUAUCACUCGGAAACCUAAGGUUUAUAAACUGCCGAUUGGUGAGUUUGAAGACAUGACAGGAGAAGAGCUUGAAGAGUGGGAGACAGAAGAGUUGAAGCCUCAAUUGGAUUUCAGUGAAGUUCAUAUCGACCCGGCUCCUUUCCAACUUGUUGAGAGAACAUCUCUCCAUAAGUGUCACUCCAUGUUCUCAUUACUUGGUCUGAACCACACCUAUGUUACAACUCUUGGACGAUUAGUAGGAGUGGUGUCUUUGAAAGAGAUCCGGAGAGCCAUUGAGAGGACAGCUCAGAAUAAUCGUAACUCUUUCCGGCAAAGUAGCAGCCAUCCACCGCUGCAGAAUACCAUCCAUGGAGAAAACUCAACAAGUUGACUCCUUAACAGCCAAGAAAGCCUCUGAAUCAAACAGUAUGACCUUCCCCUUGCCCUUCCCAUCUCCACUUUAACUGAUAUAUAUUAUAGAAUAAAGUCAGAGCCGUAUAUUGACAGAGUUACGGACCAAACUACAAUUUGAAAAAUUUAACGUACCAAAAAGUAGAGUUACUUGAAAUUUCUCUCAUCUUGAUUAAUGUUUAAACAGGCAUGAUGUUCCGAUUUUUGGGGCCCUUUGAAAAACCAGAAAAAUGAUGACUAAAUUGAGGUCUAAUGGAACGUAUGUGGGUCAACCAUUGUACUGAAUAAAAUAUUCCUACUUAUUUGCAAGGACCAAUUAUCAUGCCUGUAUAAUGAUUCGGAUACUAUCUUGGCGUACAUAGUACAUGUAUACCAGCUAAAGAACCAAAAAGUAAAGAAUAGUUUAUGAUUAUAUUAUUUGUACAAAGAGACUUUACUCGGGGUCCUCACUGGUAAAAUUAAUGUUACUUCAAAAUUAUAUUAGUUGUUACUAUCUGUUGCUAUGGUGAAUAGUUGACUAAUUUGUGUGAUUUUUUAGCAUUCUUUUAUAACUAGAUCAAUGUGAUGUGGUUGUUUUGACAUCGCAAAGUCGUGUUGAAUUACUCCUCCAGUCAGAUAUAAUAUAUCUAUUAUAUAUCGUUGCGGUAUCCGCU